AGUAGAAUUGGAAAAGGCGAAUGAGAAGCAAUGAUGGGAAUAUUUUUGAUUGAUUCUUGCAGCUUUCGAAUCGGUCGAUUCAUUGAUUGACUCUGUGGUACUACUUGAAUCGGCCAAUGGUCGCAUUUGGUUGAUCUUAAGAGAUGAAGUUGAAGCGAAGGAGGGCACUUGAAGUGCCUCCGAAGAUCAAGGCCUUCAUCAACAAUGUUACUGCUACACCACUCGAGAAUAUAGAAGAACCACUGAAAAGCUUUUCUUGGGAGUUUGAUAAGGGAGAUUUCCAUCAUUGGGUCGACUUGUUUAAUCAUUUUGAUACCUUUUUCGAGAAAUUCAUUAAACCAAGGAAAGAUUUGCAGCUUGAGGAGAACUUUUUGGAAGCUGAUCCACCCUUCCCGAGGGAUGCCGUUCUGCAGAUUCUCCGUGUCAUAAGAGUAAUAUUGGAGAACUGCACUAAUAAGCAUUUCUACAGCUCUUAUGAGCAUCACUUAUCAUCUCUGCUUGCUUCCACCUAUCCGGAUGUUGUUGAGGCUUGCCUACAGACUUUGGCUGCUUUUUUGAAGAAAUCCAUCGGAAAAUACAUUAUAAGAGAUGCUUCUCUGAAUUCAAGAUUAUUUUCUUUUGCUCAGGGUUGGGGGGGUAAAGAAGAAGGUCUUGGAUUGAUUUCAUGUGCUUUGCGAAAUGAUUCUGACUCAGUUGCCCUUGAGUUGGGUAGCACUCUGCAUUUUGAAUUUUAUGCUGUGAAUGAACCCACUUUAAUGGAACAGUCAACACAGGGUUUACAAAUUAUACAUAUGCCUGAUGUGAAUGCAACAAAAGAAUCUGAUCUUGAACUUCUGAAUAAGUUAGUAGUAGAAUAUAAAGUGCCCCAGAAUUUGAGAUUUUCCCUUUUGACAAGACUGCGGUUUGCUAGGGCUUUUAGCUCCCUGGAGGCACGGCAGCAGUAUACAUGUAUCCGCCUGUAUGCUUUUAUAGUUCUUGUUCAGGCAUGUAGUGAUACUGAUGACCUGGUUUCUUUCUUCAACACCGAGCCAGAGUUCAUUAAUGAGUUGGUUACUAUGUUGAGCCAUGAAGAUGCAGUUCCUGAGAAAAUUCGAAUUCUCUGUCUUCUUUCCUUGGUUGCCCUUUGUCAAGAUAGGUCUCGUCAGCCUACCGUGUUGACUGCUGUAACAUCUGGAGGGCACCGUGGUAUUCUAUCUAGCCUUAUGCAGAAAGCUAUUGGCUCUGUUGUCAAUAAUUCGUCGAAGUGGGCUGUUGUUUUCGCAGAGGCUCUGUUAUCUCUUGUUACUGUUUUGGUGUCAUCAUCAUCAGGUUGCUCAGCCAUGCGUGAAGCAGGAUUUAUCCCUACUCUUCUGCCUCUGCUGAAAGACACAGAUCCUCAACACUUGCAUUUGGUUAGCACAGCUGUACAUGUGCUGGAAGCCUUUAUGGAUUACAGCAAUCCAGCAGCUGCUCUUUUCCGAGAUUUGGGUGGUUUAGAUGAUACUAUAUCACGCCUAAUGGUAGAAGUGUCUCAUGUUGAAAAUGGUUCAAAGCAGCAGAGUACUUCUGUUGACGUUGACAGUUCGGAGUGUGGUGGUUCUCAAGUAGUUGGAGAUACUUCUGCUGAGCUUGAUAGUCUGCAGCCUCUUUAUUCUGAAGCAUUGGUUUCAUAUCACCGAAGGUUAUUGAUGAAAGCCUUGCUGCGCGCCAUCUCACUGGGAACUUAUGCUCCUGGCACAACAGCUCGAAUGUAUGGCACCGAAGAAAGCUUGUUGCCACAUUGCUUGUGUAUAAUAUUUAAAAGGGCGAAAGAUUUUGGCGGGGGUGUCUUCUCGCUUGCAGCUACUGUGAUGAGUGAUCUAAUUCACAAAGAUCCUACCUGCUUCUCUGUUCUAGAAGCAGCAGGUCUUCCUUCUGCUUUUAUGGAUGCUAUAAUGGAUGGGGUUCUUUGCUCAGCAGAGGCUAUUACUUGCAUACCUCAGUGUCUUGAUGCAUUGUGUUUGAACAACAAUGGUCUUCAAGCUGUCAAGGAACGCAAUGCUCUGAGAUGCUUUGUAAAAGUUUUUACCUCCAAACUUUACCUGCGAGCCCUUGCAGCUGAUACUUCAGGUUCCUUGUCCAGCGGCCUGGAUGAACUAAUGCGCCAUGCUUCCUCAUUGCGUGGACCAGGAGUUGACAUGCUGAUUGAAAUACUGACUAAAAUUGCAAAAAUUGGAUCUGGGCUUGAAUCAGCUUCUCUGCCCACAGAUUCUCCUAGCUGCUCUCAACCUGUUCCCAUGGAAACUGAAUCUGAACAUAGAGAUGUGACCACGAUGGAUGAUAGGGAUUCAUGCAGACCUGGAAGCAGCGAGCAAUCGACUGAUGUAGUACCCGAUGCUUCAUCAAUGAAUGUGGAAUCCUUUUUGCCUGAUUGUAUAAGCAAUGCUGCCCGUCUCCUUGAAACAAUUCUUCAGAAUUCUGAUACUUGCCGAAUUUUUGUUGAGAAGAAGGGAAUUGAGUGUGUCCUGCAAUUAUUCACUUUGCCUCUUAUGCCUCUCUCAGUUUCUCUUGGUCAAAGCAUAGCUGUUGCCUUUAAGAACUUCUCCCCCCAACAUUCUGCCUCACUUGCUCGUGCAGUAUGUUCUUUCCUGAGAGAACAUUUGAAGUCUACAGAGGAACUUUUGACUUCGGUUAGGGGAUCCCAACUCGCUCAGGUGGAAUUUUCUAAGAGAGUAAAGGUCUUGAGGUGUCUCUCUACUUUGGACGGCAUCCUGUCUCUGUCGAAUUCUUUGUUAAAAGGGACCACGACAAUCGUCUCUGAACUGGGUUCUGCUGAUGCAGAUGUGUUAAAGGAUCUUGGGAAAGUUUAUAGGGAAAUUCUGUGGCAAGUAUCCUUGUGCUGUGAGUUGAAGGUGGAGGAGAAGCGAACUGUUGAUGUGGAGCCUGAAAGUGCAGAUACAGGUCCAUCUAAUGUGGCUGGAAGGGAAAGUGACGACGAUGCUAAUAUUCCUUCUGUGAGAUACAUGAAUCCUGUCUCAAUCAGAAGUAGUUCUCAUUCUCAAUGGGGGCUUGAACGUGACUUUAUAUCUGUGGUUCGUUCAACUGAAGGUUUCAGUCGACGCAGUCGACAUAGUUUGGCUCGCCUGCGUGGUGGCAGGACUGGAAGGCAUUUGGAAGCUUUCCAAAUUGAUCCUGAAGCUGGGGCAAGUGGUGCCGAGAAUCCUCCCCAUGGAAUGAAGAAGAAAAGUCCUGAAGUACUGGUCUUGGAUAACCUUAAUAAGCUUGCUUCAACCAUGCGCUCUUUCUUCACAGCACUAGUGAAAGGUUUUACUUCUCCAAAUCGUCGAAGGACUGAAACUGGAUCCUUAAGUUCAGCUUCAAAGACUAUUGGAACUGCUCUUGCAAAAGUUUUCCUGGAAGCUCUGGGUUUCUCAGGGCACUCCAAUUCCACUGGAGCUGAUAUAUCGCUGUCAGUCAAGUGUCGUUAUCUUGGGAAGGUUGUGGAUGACAUGAUGGCUCUUACGUUUGACAGUAGGCGGCGCACUUGUUACACUGCAAUGAUUAAUAACUUCUACGUCCAUGGAACCUUCAAAGAGCUUCUUACAACAUUUGAAGCAACAAGUCAGUUGUUGUGGACUGUUCCUUACACUAUUUCCACAUCAGGUGUUGAUAACGAAAGGAGUGGUGAGGGGAGCAAACUGUCUCACAUUUCAUGGUUGCUUGAUACACUACAGAGUCAUUGUCGUGAACUCGAGUAUUUUGUGAACUCUGGGUUACUGCUAUCAUCAACGUCGGCAUCUCAGGCUCAGCUACUUGUUCAACCUGUUGCAGUAGGUUUGUCCAUUGGGCUGUUCCCUGUUCCUAGAGACCCGGAGACAUUUGUCCGCAUGCUUCAGUCACAAGUUCUGGAUGUUAUACUUCCUGUCUGGAACCAUCCAAUGUUUCCUAAUUGUAGUCCUGGUUUUAUCACUUCAAUCAUUUCACUAAUUACUCAUGUAUACAAUGGCGCUAGUGAUGUGAAACAGAAUCGCAAUGGAUUAUCUGGGACUGCGAACCAACGCUUCAUGCCUCCUCCUCCUGAUGAAGCAACCAUUGCUACAAUUGUUGAGAUGGGUUUUUCAAGAGCAAGAGCUGAGGAGGCAUUGAGAAGAGUGGAAACAAAUAGUGUUGAGAUGGCAAUGGAAUGGUUAUUCAGUCAUGCUGAAGAUCCUGUGCAGGAGGAUGAUGAGCUGGCUCGUGCACUGGCUUUAUCUCUAGGAAGUUCAACAGAAACACCUAAAGUUGAGGGUGCUGACAAGCCUGCUGAUGUCCUUUCGGAAGAGGGUCAAGCAAAGCCACCUCCUUCUGAUAACAUCCUUGCUGUGGCGAUGAAAUUGUUUCAGAGUAGUGACUCGAUGGCUUUCCCGCUGACAGAUUUGCUUGGGACUCUUUGCAGCAGGAACAAAGGGGAAGACCGCUCAAAAGUAAUUUCUUAUCUUGUUCAGCAGCUGAAGCUUUGCCCUCUUGACUUUUCCAAGGAUAGCUGUGCAUUGGGUAUGAUCUCGCAUACUGUAGCAUUGCUUCUUUCUGAAGAUGGAAGUACCCGAGAAAUUGCUGCACAAAAUGGGGUUGUCUUGAUUGCAAUUGAUAUCUUGAUGAAUUUUAUGGCCAGGACGGAGGCUUCAAAAGAGCUCCUUGUCCCUAAAUGCAUCAGUGCUUUACUUCUUAUCUUGGAUAAUUUGGUGCAGCCCAGGCCCAAGAUAUCUUCUGAUGCUGAUGAGGGAACAGUACCGGGGUCUUUAUCUGGCUCGUCAGGAAAGCAAAUAUCACCCGAGGCAAUAGAGGAAAAGUCAAUAUCAGCUGAUGUAGAGAAGGAUGACUCUGCUAAGGCUGGUUCUGCAUUUGAAAAAAUUCUUGGAAAACCAACAGGUUAUUUGACGAUGGAGGAGGGUCGUAAGGUACUGGUAAUUGCUUGUGACUUGAUUAGAAGACAUGUACCCCCUAUGAUUAUGCAGGCUGCUCUUCAGUUAUGUGCUCGCUUGACAAAAUCGCAUGCUCUGGCUGUGCAAUUCCUUGAAAGUGGUGGUCUGGUUGCCCUUUUUGGCCUUCCAAGAAGUUGCUUCUUUCCUGGUUAUGAUACCUUAGCAUCUGCUAUUGUUCGACAUCUUCUUGAAGAUCCUCAGACUCUGCAAACAGCUAUGGAGCUAGAGAUACGGCAAACUCUGAGUGGAAGCAGGCAUGGUGGACGUAUAUCAGCAAGAACAUUUUUGACAUCAAUGGCACCUGUUAUAUCCAGAGAUCCAGGGGUCUUCAUGAGGGCAGUAGCUGCUGUAUGUCAGUUGGAGUCAUCAGGAGGCAGGUGCAUUAUCAUGCUAUCUAAAGAUAAAGACAAAGAGAAAGAGAAGUUAAAAGCAUCUGGCAUUGAGACUGGAGUAUCUACUAACGAAUGUAUACGAAUAACUGAAAGUAAGGCACAUGAUGGAUCUAUUAAGUACUCCAAAGUCCACAAAAAGGUUUCAGCUAAUCUUACUCAAGUAAUAGAUUAUCUUCUUGAAAUUGUAUCCACAUAUCCUUCACACAGUGGAGAAGAUGAUUGCUCAGGCCAUCCAAGUGCUAUGGAAGUAGAUGAACCAACUAACAAAAUGAAGGGUAAAUCAAAGGUUGAUGAAACAAUAAAGAUAGGAUCAGACAGUCUGUCAGAGAAAUCUGCAGCCCUAGCUAAGGUUACAUUUGUUCUGAAGUUAUUGAGUGACAUUCUACUUAUGUAUGUUCAUGUUGUUGGAGUAAUCUUGAGACGAGAUCUGGAAAUGUGUCAACUGCGUGGGUCAAGUCAUUUUGAAUGUCCUGGACAGGGGGGCAUAGUUCAUCAUGUUUUGCAUCGACUUCUUCCCCUCUCAAUAGAUAAAUCUGCUGGCCCUGAUGAAUGGAGAGACAAGCUCUCUGAAAAAGCUUCAUGGUUUUUGGUUGUAUUGGCUGGCCGCUCUAGUGAAGGAAGGAGAAGGGUGGUGAAUGAACUUGUCAAAGCCUUAUCUUCAUUUAUCAAUGUUGAAGGCGAUUCAUCAAUUAGCAGUUUGUUACCUGAUAAGAAGGUCCUUGCUUUUGUCGAUUUGGUAUAUUCCAUUUUAUCAAAGAAUUCUUCGUCCAACAACUUACCUGGUUCUGGGUGUUCACCUGACAUUGCCAAAAGCAUGAUAGAUGGAGGAAUUGUGCAUUGCCUCUCUGGCAUUCUUCAGGUAAUUGACUUGGACCAUCCUGAUGCCCCCAAAGUUGUAAACCUCAUACUUAAGUCGUUGGAAAGCUUGACUAGAGCAGCCAAUGCUAGUGAACAAGUUUUCAGAGCUGAUACACUGCACAAGAAAAAAGUAAAUGGUUCAGGUGGAAGGCCUGAUGCACAGCUUGUUGGCACUGCUGCUUCUCAAGAAUCACAAUCUACUGAUAACAGAAACAGUCAAAAUGGGCUUACCGGCAAUUCUGGCUCAGAAGCGCAGCCCCCAGAUAUCUCUCAGAAUGAUGAUGAUCAUAAUGAAAAUCAAAAUCAGUCUGCGGAGCAAGAGAUGAGGAUUGAGGAGGAUCCAACUACUGAUUCACCUGUGGAUCUUGGGGUGGAUUAUAUGCGUGAAGAUAUGGAAGAAAGUGGUGCUGUACCCAAUACAGAACAAAUUGAAAUGGGUUUUCAUGUAGAAAAUAGAGUAGAUGAUGAUAUGAAUGAAGAAGAGGAUGACAUGGGUGAUGAUGGGGAGGAUGAUGAUGAUGGGGAGGAUGAGGAUGAAGAUAUAGCUGAAGAUGGCACUGGUCUGAUGUCCUUGGCUGAUACAGAUGUGGAGGACCAUGAUGAUGCUGGCCUGGGAGAUGAAUAUAAUGAUGAUAUGGUUGAUGAAGAGGAUGAUGAUUUCCAUGAAAACCGUGUUAUUGAGGUAAGGUGGAGAGAAGCCCUUGAUGGAUUAGAUCAUUUGCAAGUACUUGGACAACCUGGAACAGGGGGAGGGCUAAUUGAUGUCUCUGCUGAAGCCUUUGAAGGGGUGAAUGUUGAUGACUUCUUUGGAAUUCGUAGAUCUUUUGGCUUUGAGCGUCGUCGUCAGGCUAACAGGACUUCCUAUGAGCGCUCGGUUACAGAAGGGAAUGGUCUUCAACAUCCUCUCCUUUUGAGGCCGUCAAACUCUGGCGGUUUAGUUUCAAUAUGGUCCUCUGCUGGGAAUUCAUCCCGGGAUUCAGAAGGCCUUUCUGCUGGUAACCUUGAUGUAGCCCAUUUUUAUAUGUUUGAUGCUCCUGUUCUUCCUUAUGACAAUGCACCAUCUAAUCUAUUUGGUGAUCGGCUGGGUGGUUCUGUACCAACCCAACUAGGUGAUUUUUCUGUUGGUUUAGAGUCAUUGCGUGGAUCAGGUCGAAGAGGACUAGGUGAUGGCCGGUGGACUGAUGAUGGCCAACCCCAAGGUGGUGGUCAUGCUGCUGCAAUUGCUCAGGCAGUUGAAGAGCAGUUCAUUUCUCAAUUAAGUAAUAAUGUUACUGCUGAAAGGCUUUCUCAGAACCCAGGAUUGGUGGGAAGACAGGAAGGAGAUCCCAUUUUGGCAAUCGAUAAUCAACUGGCAUUAGGGGUUGAUAAUUCUGAUGUUCAACUAAACGACUAUCAGAAUAUUAAUAAUGAUCAGCAAGAUAAUCAACUAGCUGAAGUUCAGUCUCAGGAAGUAAAUACAGAGGUAGGUGGUCAACAAUUAGGUGAAGGCCAACAAGCAAUGGAAGAUGUGCCAUGUGAGAUUGAUAAUAAUAGCAUGGGAACUAGGGAUGGAAAUGCUAUUGACAGUCAGCUUUUGGAGACAGCUUCAGGAUCCGUUGCUCAGGAUGGUGAGCCUUUCGACAGCACUUCAGAUGGUCUUGGAAAUUCUUGCACCCCUUAUGAAGGGGAUGGCUGUGAUAUAUCCUUAGAGCCGGAUAAUCAGUCUAGUUGUCAUGCUCAUUUGGUCUCUGAAUCUGAUAUGCUAGGUCCCGGUACUCAUCAUGCUUCUUCAGUUCCAGAAAGUGGUGAUGUUGAUAUGAGUAUUGCUGAAGUGGAAAGAGAUCAGACUGGCUCACAAUUUCCGCUUUCUGAGAUCAAUCUAGAGGAGCCAUCACCACAACAAAAUAGUCUGGCUGGUCAAGAAGCAGGCCAAACAGAUGAAAGUGGUUUGAACAAUGAGGCUCCUAAUGCAAAUGGUAUAGACCCAACAUUUUUGGAGGCGCUUCCAGAAGAUCUUCGUGCAGAGGUUCUUGCUUCACAGCAAGCUCGCUCUGCUCCAGCUCCUACUUAUGCACCUCCUACAGUUGAGGACAUUGAUCCUGAGUUUUUGGCUGCUCUUCCUCCUGAUAUUCAAGCUGAGGUUCUUGCUCAACAACGAGCACAAAGAAUUGCGCAGCAAUCAGAAGGACAACCAGUUGACAUGGACAAUGCUUCAAUCAUUGCCACUUUUCCCGCUGAACUGCGUGAAGAGGUGCUUUUGACUUCUUCGGAGGCGCUAUUAUCAGCAUUGCCAUCUCCUUUACUUGCUGAAGCACAAAUGCUCAGAGACAGAGCAAUGAGUCAUUAUCAUGCUCGCAGCUUGUUUGGAAGUAGCCAGAGACUCAAUAGCCGGGGAAAUAGAUUGGGUUUUGACAGGCAGACAGUGAUGGACAGGGGUGUCGGAGUCACUAUUGGGCGGACGGCUUCUUCUAUUGCUGAGAAUUUGAAGUUGAAAGAACUUGAAGGAGAACCACUUUUGGACGCUAAUGGCUUGAAAGCAUUAAUCCGUCUAUUACGACUGGCACAGCCUCUCGGGAAAGGUCUAUUGCAGAGACUUCUGUUGAACUUGUGCUCUCACAAUGAUACAAGAGCAAUUCUAGUUCAACUGCUGCUUGAUAUGAUCAAGCCUGAGACUCUAGGCAUAGCUGGUGGACUUACUUCAAUGAAUACACAGAGGCUUUACGGAUGUCAAUCUGAUGUUGUUUAUGGCCGAUCUCAAUUGUGUGAUGGUGUUCCUCCACUAGUUGUGCGACGGGUACUCGAGAUUUUGACCUAUUUGUCCACAAACCAUUCGGGUGUUGCCAGUCUUCUGUUUCACUUUGAGGGCUCAAAUAUUACUGAAUUAGCUUAUGUAAACCAUUCAGAAGGCAAGGAUGAAAGGGGCAAGAAUAAAAUCAUUGGGGAACAGCAUCAUAUCCUUUCUGGAAACUUACAGAGCAAGGAUGUUCCAUUGAUAUUGCUUCUUAGACUUCUGAGUCAACCACUUUUCUUAAGGAGUAUUGCGCAUCUUGAGCAGGUCAUGGGUUUGCUGCAAGUAGUUGUGUAUGCUGCAGCAUCCAAGAUAGAUAUCCAUUCUAAAACUGAAGAAACAGCACCUAAUGCUGAAACACCUUCUGGCAAUGAAAAUACCAGCAAUAUUCAGAAAGAGCCUCAUGUAUUGGGAGUAGAAUCCACUCAACUUGACCAAAGCACCCAUACUUUGAACUCCAAAUCAGAUGGUCAGAGAAGCUUAGGGGCUUAUGAUAUCUUCUUACUACUGCCGCAAUCAGAUUUGCAUAAUCUCUGUGCUCUUCUUGGGCAUGAAGGGCUUUCGGACAAAGUUUACACAUUGGCUGGUGAUGUGCUAAGGAAGUUGGCCUCUGUCGCUGCUACGCAACGCAAAUUUUUCAUUUUGGAGCUUUCAGAGUUAGCCCAAAGGUUGAGCAGCUCAGCUGUCAAUGAACUUAUAACACUUAGGGAUACACACAUGCUUGGACUGAGUGCUGGAUCGAUGGCUGGUGCUGCUGUUCUUCGAGUUCUGCAGAUUCUGAGCUCGCUUACUUCCAUUGGCAGUGACACUGAUAAGUAUAGAGUGGAUGAUGAGGAACAGGAAGAGCAUGCUACCAUGUGGAAGUUAAAUGUUGCAUUGGAGCCACUAUGGAAAGAACUAAGUGAAUGCAUUGGUAAAAUGGAAUCUGAGUUGAGUCAAAGCUCAAACUCUUCAGUUGUCUCAACCAUUAGCAUUGGGGAUCAGAUACAGGGUUCUUCUUCGGCAUCUCCUCCUCUUCCCCCUGGAACUCAGAGACUUCUGCCUUUCAUUGAGGGCUUUUUUGUUCUUUGUGAAAAACUACAGGCUAACAGUUCGACAUUGCAGCAAGAUAAUAACAAUGUGACAGCAAGAGAAGUGAAAGAGUCUGCUGGACUUUCAGUUCCAUCGUCUAUUAAGGGUGUAGAUUCUUACAGAAGACUUGAUGGGUCUGUCACAUUUGUCAGAUUUGCUGAAAAGCACCGUCGUCUUCUGAAUGCUUUUGUAAGGCAGAAUCCUGGUCUAUUGGAAAAAUCACUCUCAAUGCUGCUGAAAGCUCCUCGGCUGAUUGAUUUUGACAACAAAAGGGCUUAUUUCCGUUCCAGGAUUCGGCAGCAGCAUGACCAACACCUCUCAGGUCCACUACGCAUUAGUGUUAGGCGUGCAUACAUUUUGGAGGAUUCAUAUAACCAGCUUCGCAUGCGACCAAGUCAAGACCUUAAGGGACGGCUGAAUGUGCAUUUUCAAGGUGAAGAGGGUAUUGAUGCUGGUGGUUUGACAAGAGAAUGGUAUCAAUUAUUGUCAAGGGUCAUAUUUGACAAAGGAGCUUUGCUUUUCACCACUGUCGGAAACAAUGCAACUUUUCAGCCAAAUCCUAAUUCUGUAUAUCAAACUGAACAUCUUUCUUAUUUCAGAUUUGUAGGCCGUGUGGUUGCCAAGGCAUUGUUUGAUGGACAGUUGCUUGAUGUCUACUUUACUCGCUCCUUUUACAAACACAUCCUGGGUGUAAAGGUCACUUAUCAUGACAUAGAGGCUGUUGAUCCUGAUUACUACAAAAAUUUGAAAUGGAUGCUGGAGAAUGAUGUAAGCGAGAUACCAGAUCUGACAUUUAGCAUGGAUGCGGAUGAAGAAAAACACAUACUUUAUGAGAAGACAGAGGUUACUGACUAUGAGCUCAAACCGGGAGGAAGAAAUAUAAGAGUGACGGAGGAAACAAAGCAUGAAUAUGUAGACCUCGUUGCGGAUCACAUUUUGACAAAUGCUAUCCGGCCUCAAAUAACUUCAUUCCUUGAAGGUUUUAAUGAAUUAGUACCGCGGGAACUUAUUUCUAUUUUUAAUGAUAAAGAGCUGGAAUUAUUGAUCAGUGGUCUGCCGGAAAUUGAUUUGGGUGAUCUUAAAGCAAACACCGAGUAUACUGGUUAUACUGCAGCAUCCAAUGUUGUUCAGUGGUUUUGGGAGGUUGUUGAAGGAUUCAACAAGGAAGAUAUGGCAAGAUUCCUCCAAUUUGUAACAGGAACCUCAAAGGUUCCUUUAGAAGGUUUUAAGGCACUGCAAGGCAUAUCUGGUCCACAGAAGUUUCAGAUUCACAAAGCAUAUGGAGCUCCUGAGAGACUUCCAUCAGCGCAUACUUGCUUUAACCAACUGGACCUUCCGGAGUAUCCUUCUAAGGAACAGCUUCAGGGUCGUUUGUUACUGGCAAUCCACGAAGCUAGUGAAGGAUUUGGAUUUGGUUGAUUCUGAUGAUUUAGUGUGCUGCUUCGCACUGCUUCUGGGUUCUUCUCUGCAAUAUACGAGUUAGUUAUGCUUUACUUUGAUUUUGAAUUUAAUUUUGUACUGUUGGCAUCGACUCGGAGCUCACACGUGUUCACACUUUAGCCAUCUUUUAUCUUAGGCUGCUUCAGACAUUGGAGAAGCAGUAUAAUGAAAUUAGGCAAUUGUGUUGAAUCAG
This is a messenger RNA of Sesamum indicum (sesame), 11640 nucleotides long. NCBI's taxonomy places the organism in Eukaryota, Viridiplantae, Streptophyta, Magnoliopsida, Lamiales, Pedaliaceae. The record is from RefSeq and is a predicted model, not a curated record.